GUAAUGUUAUUUCCAUGCAGGUCCAGCUCCGUGUCCGGGUUUACAGUCAGAAACAGUGCGCAGCUAUUGGCAGUGAUUUGUUGAAUUAAUGUGGCGGUUAGGCCAAUCUAAGAGUGUCUUCAGCAGAGAGAAAGGGGAACUGACGUGUUUCUCCAGCACCGGGAUUCGUCGUGUCGAUUUGUUUGUUUAUUUCGCUCUGCGGCGCGUGCCGUGUGCUGCUGACGCCGCGCGCGCUUCCCAGUGACAAAAAGCCGCUCUGCAGUUUGACCAAUCAAAGCGCUUAUCAGACUUUAUCGCUGUGGCGAACAAGUUGCACAGUUUCAUGCCUGUCACAUUUUUGUCAGUUCGUCAAAAGAAGAGAUGGUACCGGGUUCAGAGCGCCCCUCCUGCGGUCCCGAGGUCUCUCUUGUGGAAUCCCCGCUGGACCUUUAAAAGUCAACAUGCCGUAUAACGCCAGGGUCCUGCUUCUUCUUCUUCUGUCUUUGAUUCUAAUGGCAGAGUCCCGGAGGCUGGGAAGCAGGAGAAAGCGAUGGUCCGAGCCGGGAGAGACUCUCAAGCCAGGAAAGGCCCUGGGGGAAACACCUGAUGCUGUGGUUCUUGUUGGGAAGGCAGGCUUGGAGGCUGCCAUGGUGAACGGUCCUCUGUCAAGGAAGAUCAUUGAUGGCACCAAAACACGGAAGCUGAAAACCAGCCACCUUCUGCGUGUGGAUGAACAUGACUUCACCAUGAGGCCAGCAUUCGCAGGUCCAGCUGUCCCAGUUGGAGUGGAUGUUCAGGUGGAGAGUUUGGACAGCAUAUCGGAAGUUGACAUGGACUUCACCAUGACUCUGUAUCUAAGGCACUACUGGAAGGACGAAAGGUUGGCUUUUCCAAGCGCCACAAAUAAGAGCAUGACAUUUGAUGGGCGCCUAGUGAAAAAAAUCUGGGUCCCUGAUGUGUUCUUCGUCCAUUCUAAGAGGUCCUUCAUCCAUGACACCACCACCGACAACAUCAUGCUGAGGGUCUUUCCAGAUGGCCAUGUUCUGUAUAGCCUGAGGGUAACAGUUACUGCUGCUUGCAAUAUGGAUUUCAGUCGUUUCCCUCUGGAUUCACAAACAUGCACUCUGGAGCUGGAGAGCUACGCUUACACUGAUGAAGACCUGAUGCUUUACUGGAAAAGUGGGGAUGAGUCCCUGAGCACAGAUGACAGGAUCUCUUUAUCUCAGUUUCUCAUCCAGAAGUUUCACACCACCUCCAGACUGGCUUUCUACAGCAGCACAGGCUGGUACAACCGGCUGUACAUCAACUUCACCCUACGGCGGCACAUCUUCUUCUUCCUGCUGCAGACGUACUUUCCUGCCACUCUGAUGGUCAUGCUGUCCUGGGUGUCCUUCUGGAUCGACCGUAGGGCUGUUCCUGCCAGAGUCUCUUUAGGUAUAACUACGGUGCUCACUAUGUCUACCAUUAUUACUGGAGUCAACGCCUCCAUGCCAAGGGUCUCUUACAUCAAAGCUGUCGACAUUUACCUCUGGGUCAGUUUUGUUUUUGUAUUCCUCUCUGUGCUUGAAUAUGCAGCGGUCAACUAUCUGACCACAGUGAGGGAUGGUAAAGACCGGAAGCUAAGAGAAAAACUAAAGGAACAGUCCCAAACGUUGCCCUGCACCUGUGGCAUGCCUCACACCAAGACCAUGAUGCUGGACGGAAUGUACAGCGAGGCUGAUGCAAACAGUCUGGCAGGGUACACCAGAGCCUCUAUGGCAGCUGAGGAUCCGUCCGACAAACAGGAGCAGAUGGUGGUCCAUCUCACAUUGGACAAUGAGUCCACAGAGACUAAGAAGAAGGGCAUUCGCAGCUUCCGCAUAAUCCAGAACACCCACACCAUUGACACUUACUCCCGCAUGAUCUUCCCAGGUGCUUACAUCCUAUUCAACCUGAUCUACUGGUGUGUGUACUGCUGAGUGUGUGCAUUUUAAAUAAAGCUCCAAAAAAGGAAAAUGUUUUCUUCAGUUUGGAAAGCUGUCCCUCAUCUCUGGGUGCUGGGGGAAGACCUACUUGUAGCUCACAUGCUGCUGUUACUCUGGAUGACACCUAGAGAUGCGAGAGCUUCUCCUUGCGUACAGCCCUGGCUCCAGAGGGAUUUAGCAGGACAUUGUCUUAUUUUGGGGGAGAGGAGAAGAAACAAGUUUUUACUUCAAUAGAAAUACAUAAACAAACCUUUAUGUAACCUUUCAAGUAAAAAAAAAAAAAACCUUAUUUAUUACUGCAAAAUAAACAACUACUCAUAUACUGUAGCUACCCUUUUUCCCACAAAGUGAUUCAAGUGAAUGUAACCAGUACUACCCACUUUUGAACAUAGAUAACAACAAAAUCAAUAACAUGUUCUUAUUAACAAGCUUAAUGUGCUAUAUUGCCAUUGAGUACUUAACAUUGCCUGCAUCCAACAGCAUUUUUCAAUUCACUCGGUUAGUUACAAAUUCUUUGCCUUUGCUGGUUUGCUGCCAUGAUUCUAUUUUUUUUUAUUUUGCUGCACAGGAGCAGCAGGGCUCCGUCACGUCACUGCCACACAGGUGUUAAAACCGGCGCGAGCAUCUCAAGACUCAUGUUGCAACAAGUUAUGACAUGUUGGCAAAGGAUUAAACCGGCUAAAAACAGGACGACAGGCACAAAUAUGGGAAGUGUGGGACUUUCUACUGUGUCAAAUCGAGAUAUGAAUGCGACUGGCUCUGUGGUUGAGCAAUGCCCCCUAAUGCCACCCCAUGCCAUUGGGUCUAGAGCUGUCAAGGUGAUCUCCAGCUACAGGUACCAGGGUGUGCAUAUAUCCAGUGACCUCACCUGGAGUGGUAACACCUCCCCACUGGUCAGGAAGGCCCACCAGUGUCUCUACUUCCUCAGGAAGCUGUGGAAAGCUAGACUUGGGUGUUCAGUCCUGAGGAGUUUCUAUCGCUGUGCGGUGGAGAGCAUUCUCUGCAUCUGCAUCACAAUGUGGCACAGCAACUGCACUGAUGCUGACAGAACCAGUCGCCCCCAUUAUUAAUGUUAAAUUGAUUAACAUUAAUAAUCAUAACAAGAGGACGAGUAGUUAAAUAUGUUAAGAUAAAUAUUUGACUUACCACUCUUCUGUCGCUGCCAGAAAUCAAUCUGAGGUCUAAAUUGUACUUCAACAUGGCUACAGUGCUGUUGGAAUGGGUUAAUGUGAUUGACUUAUCCAUCAAUUACCCCAAUGUUUGGUCCAUUCAUAUGAUUGACUGAAACAAGGUAGUUAUACAAUUGGUUGCUGUCUGAUCAUUCCUUGUUUAAAAAAAAUACAUUUGUGGAUGGAGCCAUGUUAGGGGAGUUUCAAAAUUCACACAUACAUUCAGCGAAGCCCACAGGCCAGAAGCAGCUUGUAAUUCAAUAUAUAUUUAU
Xiphophorus maculatus (southern platyfish) is the source of this 3384-nucleotide messenger RNA. RefSeq names its product gamma-aminobutyric acid receptor subunit rho-2-like. Gene Ontology annotation, cellular component: membrane; synapse; GABA-A receptor complex. Lineage: Eukaryota; Metazoa; Chordata; Actinopteri; Cyprinodontiformes; Poeciliidae. Gene Ontology annotation, biological process: regulation of membrane potential; nervous system process; signal transduction. The transcript is spliced from 10 exons. The coding region runs from base 441 to 1937 and encodes 498 amino acids. Gene Ontology annotation, molecular function: neurotransmitter receptor activity; GABA-A receptor activity; extracellular ligand-gated monoatomic ion channel activity. The record is from RefSeq and is a predicted model, not a curated record.